AUGAACCAGGCCUUCUGGAAAACCUACAAGUCCAAAGUGUUGCAGACUCUCAGUGGGGAAUCCGAGGAGGACCUGGCAGAAGAGAGGCAGAACCCAGCAAUAGUGGAGUCUGAGCCGGCAGAACCGGGCGAGGAGGCCUUCAAUGCCGUGUCACAGCUGGCUCGCCGGGUCCAGGGGGUGGGGGUGAAAGGCUGGCUGACCAUGUCAUCUCUGUUUAACAAAGAAGACGAGGACAAGCUGCUGCCACCGGAGCCCAGUGCCGACCACCCCCUGGCGGCGCGACCCCCCUCGCAGGCGGCGGCGGCGGCGGCAGAGCCGCGCGGGCCGGGAUUCUGGGACGCGUUCGCCAGCAGGUGGCAGCAGCAGCAGGCGGCCGCGGCGUCCGUGCUGCGCGGCGCCGAACCCAGCCCGGAGCCGGAGCCCGAGCCCGGGGACGAGGCCACGGAGGAAGCCGUCGAGCGCCCCGAGCCGCGGGAGGCCGACCCCGCGGCCGGCUUCAAGUGGGGCUUUCUCACCCACAAACUGGCCGAGAUGAGGGUGAAGGCCGCACCCAAGGGCGACUAG
Lepus europaeus (European hare) is the source of this 564-nucleotide messenger RNA. It is a transcript of the gene C5H1orf232, whose product is annotated as chromosome 5 C1orf232 homolog. The record is from RefSeq and is a predicted model, not a curated record. The transcript is spliced from 4 exons. Lineage: Eukaryota; Metazoa; Chordata; Mammalia; Lagomorpha; Leporidae. The coding region runs from base 1 to 564 and encodes 187 amino acids.